CGGACCAUGACAUGGUUCUAAAUAGGGCCUACCAGAAAAUACAUAAGACACGAGACUAUUAGUAACUUACAACUCAAAAUAGUAGGGCCUACGAAUAAAAGAAGAAAAAAAUGCCUGAAGUCUAUUUGUUAAUCCUACUGUUUCUCAUAUUUAUUAUCUGCAUUGCGGUCCUCGCACGUUUACUGUGUUGUUGUAAACGAAAUCCAAAUGAGAUAAAAGAGGAUGUUGAAAAAGGUCAAACUGAGCCUUUUCUUUUGUCUAUAUAUGAAAAUGAAGAGAAGAGCGGAGAAGAUAAUUCAGUGGAGGAGUUGAUAUUUGAGAACCUGCUUGUCGACAAAAAGGUAGAAGAGGUUCAGCCUGUUGAAAAUUUUAUUCAACAACCAAGUCCACUGUUGGAGGAGCUGAUUUAUUAUUACGAUACACAUGUGAAGAUCCCGGCUCCUAAGCAAAAUAGGGCUAGUGAGGUUGUUGACAAAAUUAAAAGUAAUCUCCAGUUAUUUAUGGAGGAUUCUGAGACUUUCGUUUUUGGUGACAUUAUGUGUCAAGGCAGUAGCUAUGAAGGACUGAAAGUUAUUAAACCAAACGAGUUUGACCUCUUACUGCCACUGAUAUUAAAAAAUAGCGAGUGGAGGUACAAUAAAGUUGAAAAUGGAUAUGUUUUCAUUAAAAAAUUACAAAGAAGUCAUGAUACUAUGACUCCAUAUGAUAAGGUCAUUGUCAAUUAUGUCUACUUGAGUCCUAUCGAUAUAAGACGAAAUAUGCAAUCGAUUUUACAUAAAGUACUAGAAAAGAUCAGGCGUUCCUGCAAUGUCCAUGUUACUCUACGAGAAAAUGGCCCUGCGCUGACUCUUCAAGUGCGGUAUGAUAACUCAUGUGAAAUGAGCAUUGAUAUUGUUCCAUCCAUUAGCAUGAGGGGUAAGUUGUUUGUUGCAAAGCGACAUCCUGAAAGUGACUUGUAUCAGUGCAGAACUGACGACAACAAGUACAACAACCUCUGGCGUGUGAGUUUUUCAAAAGAGGAAAAAUUGAUUAUAAAAGAAAUGGAUGAAAACGACGAAUGUCUUCAGGCUUUGAAGAUCCUUAAGACAAUUCGUGUGAGGAAAGGGAAGUCCUCUCCGCUAAAUAAGCUGUCGUCGUAUCACCUCAAAACCUGUAUGCUGCAUCUUAAUGCCGAUAGAAGUAUUGAGUCCAGGCACCAGGACAAGCUCGACAAUUGUUUUAAGGAUCUUUUGCGGAAACUGAUUGAGUUCCUAGAAGACGAAAAAAUGCCAAGCUUCCACGAUCAUCACCCGAUACACCAGCUGUCUCGCUCUACGGAGCCAAAACUCCUGGAAGUUUUGGCUCUGUAA
Messenger RNA from Anneissia japonica, 1349 nucleotides. RefSeq names its product mitochondrial dynamics protein MID51-like. Bases 111 to 1349 code for a protein of 412 amino acids. The transcript has 2 exons. The record is from RefSeq and is a predicted model, not a curated record. NCBI's taxonomy places the organism in Eukaryota, Metazoa, Echinodermata, Crinoidea, Comatulida, Comatulidae.